AUGAGCACAUCAGUACCGAACGCGACAGAUAAUUUCGGUGGGAUGCCACCGAAACUUUGCAUCUUUUUCGGUUGGAUUUCACCGGAACAAAAUCAAGGUGACGCCCCUACUGAAGGCAACAAUGUGGGAACAGAAUGUGUAAUGGACUAUAGUGAUCAAUUCACAACUUAUUCGAUAUUUAAUGGUAGAGAUGCAUUACUUCGAUGGGCUCGUGAACAAGGAAAAUUGAAUAAUAUUGUCAUUGUAAUUAAAAGGUCUGAUUAUGGAGGUGAGGGCAAGAGGAGACCUCGUGUAAUACUUGCUUGUGAGAGGAACGGUAACUAUAAGUCUUGCAAGUCUAGUGAGACAACUGAUAUAAGAUCGGAUGCAAAUAGUGAUAUGAAAAAAUGUGCUAGAGACACUGGUACCAAGAAAUGUGGAUGCCCAUUCUUGUUAAAAGGUGUCAAUAUUGGUGAUGGGGAUGAUUGGAAGUUGGAGGUGGUUUGUGGAGUACACAACCAUCCUAUUUCAGAGUAUCUUCAAGGUCAUUCAUUUGUGGGGCGACUUACUGAAGAGGAGAAUGCCUUGUUGGUGGACAUGUCUAAGAGUUUGGUGAAACCCAGAGAUAUUUUGGUCACCAUUAAAGAUAGAGAUGCAAUGAAUGUUUCAACUAUGAAGACAAUAUACAAUGCUAGGAUCCGAAAUAGAACCAAAGAAUUUGCUGGGAGAACCCAAAUGCAACAAUUGCUUACUAAGUUAUCCGAACAAAAUUAUAUUGAGUGGCAUAGGACAUCUGGGGAUAUUAUAACUGACCUGUUUUGGACACACCCCAUUAAUAUUGAUAUUUUGCGCGCAUUUCCACAUGUACUUAUCAUGGAUUGCACCUAUAAGACUAAUAGGUAUCGUUUCCCACUAUUGCAAAUUGUGGGGGUGACAUCUACUAAUAUGACAUUCUCUGUUGCGUAUGUGUAUAUGAAUGCUGAGAAGGAAGACAAUUACACAUGGGCAUUGACUGCGUUGAGGAGUUUGUUGGAUGAUAAUUGUCUUCCUGGUGUUAUUGUCACCGAUCGAGAGUUAGCACUCUUGAAUUCUAUUACGUCUAUAUUUCCAAAAGCACGACAUUUAUUAUGUAGAUGGCAUAUUAACAAAGGAGUGUUGGCAAACUGCAAGAAGUUAUUUGGGACCCUCAAACAAUGGAAGCAAUUUAAUGAGGAUUGGAAUACUUUGGUUGGUUCAGAAACGGAGGAGGAAUAUUGGCGUUGUUUGCGACAGAUUGAGUCUAAGUUUAGUGAAUUUCAAAAAGCUCUUGAAUACAUACAUGAAAAUUGGUUAAAUCCAUUUAAGGAUAGGUUUGUGGCCGCAUGGACAGACACUUGUAUGCAUCUUGGAUCGACGACCUCAAAUAGAGCGGAAAGUGCACAUGCAAAGUUGAAGCGACAGCUCCGCUCAAGCCAACUUAACUUUGAGAGAUCAUGGGUUCAGGCAUCCGGAGUUGAGAGAGUUAGUAGGUUUUGUUUCUAUAAAGGCUUUGAGUGUAAUUGUGUGCGAGUUAGAAAGGUUAGAGAUAGAUGGGGUGGAUGCUUUAUCAUGUGGUUGUGCUAUUCGUCGAACCCACCAAUUACCAUGUGCACAUGA
Prunus armeniaca (apricot) is the source of this 1614-nucleotide messenger RNA. NCBI's taxonomy places the organism in Eukaryota, Viridiplantae, Streptophyta, Magnoliopsida, Rosales, Rosaceae. The record is from the annotation of a GenBank genome assembly.